AUGGGCUACUCGACAUCUACCGUCUUCCUCGCGGUGGCGGCCGCUACGCUGCUAUGGCUGCUGCACCUCAUCAUCUCCUCGACCAUACGCCGACGCCAAUACAAACUUCCCGCUCAAGUACCUGGCAUACCGAUUUUCGGCAACUCGUUCCAAAUGCCCCUGACCCAAGUCGAGCAAGCACCGUGGGCGCAGAAACUCGCUCAGAAGUACGGCGAAAUGUUCACCCUCCGGCUCGGCACGUCCGACUUCGUCUUCCUCAACUCCUCGCGAGUGGUGACGGACCUGCUCGAAAAGCGUGCGUCAAAGUACUCGUCUCGCAACCCCAUGCCGUUCGUGCAGGACCUGAUGUCCGGCGGCAAGCGGAUCGUGCUGAUGGGCUAUACCGACCAAUGGCGCGAGCUCCGUAAGGUCAUGCACAGCAUCCUCAAUUCGCGGCAGAUGACCCAAUUCGCCGAGUACCAGGACCUAGAGAGCAAGCAAUUGCUCUGGGAUUACUUGAAGCAGCCGGAUCUGUGGUUCAAGGCGAAUCAGAGGUACGCGAACGCCGUCAUCAUGAGCGUGGUCUUCGGACGGCGAUUGUUGCUCGACGACGAGAACCUGGAACCACUGCUGAAGCAGGCGGAAGACAUGGUCAAGCAUCUGCAGCCCGGGUCUACGUUGGUGGACACUUUUCCGUUCCUGAGCAGGCUGCCGCCGUGGAUGCAGUGGUGGAGAGCGAAAGGGUUGAGCAUGUUUGAGGAGUCCAAGAGGGUGUAUGGCAAGGAAGUGGACCGAGUGAGGGCGAGAAUGCUCAAAGGUGAUGCACGUCCUUGCUUUGCGAUUGACUUCCUCAAGGAGACCGAAAAGAGCAACAUGGACGACGACCAGAAAUUGUUUGCGCUGGGCAGCUUGUUGGAAGCCGGAAGCGAUACUUCGCGAAUGACCAUGAGCCAGCUUAUAGCUGCGGCUGUCUUGCAACCGGACUGGGUUGAAAGAGCAAGGGAGCAGCUCGACCGAGUGUGCGGUGAUGCUCAGCGUCUUCCACGGUUCGAAGACAAGCCCAACCUGCCUUUCAUCACUGCCGCCGUCAAGGAGGGUUUCAGGUGGUACCCAUUCGGUCCGAUCGGCGUGCCGCACAUGAUGAGCCAGGAUGACGAGUACGAAGGGUAUACGCUGCCAGCCGGGACCAUGGUGACCUGGAACAUGCAUCAUCUUUCGAGGAGUCCGGACGAGUACCAGGACCCGGAGAGAUUCUGGCCAGAGCGGUUUCUGAAUGACGACCUGAACAACCCGUUGAAAGGUCAUUGGGCAUUUGGAGCAGGCAGACGCGUUUGUCCGGGGUACAAUGUGGCGGAGACGAAUCUUUGGAUGUUCCUGUCGCGUUUAUUGUACUGCUUCGAUUUCGAGGCCAUCCCGGCUCAAGAGAUCGAGCUGGAGAAAGUGGUCUGGCCGGCCAUCGACUAUGCUCCGUUUGCUGUCCAGAUCGCUCCGCGCAGCCCGGCACAUCGAGAUCUGAUCGAGAGGGAGUGCUCCUAUGUCUCCGAAAUAGUUUAUUGAUGAUGGUAGGUGAGCGUUGUGUCUCCAGCUCGUAGCCGCGGACGUCCUUGGUGCCGCUGCUGGGUGGCUGAUAAGGACGAUGCUUCAAAAGCAUCCAGGAAAUCCCCUUCUAUGCAACAGGAGAUUAUUCUGCAGAAGCAACGCGAAAAAGGUCCAGCCAAGCUCCCAGUUGCGAACACUGUUCCACGAAGGAUUG
Messenger RNA from Exophiala xenobiotica, 1732 nucleotides. RefSeq lists its product as uncharacterized. The transcript is spliced from 5 exons. Gene Ontology annotation, molecular function: heme binding; monooxygenase activity; oxidoreductase activity, acting on paired donors, with incorporation or reduction of molecular oxygen. NCBI's taxonomy places the organism in Eukaryota, Fungi, Ascomycota, Eurotiomycetes, Chaetothyriales, Herpotrichiellaceae. Bases 1 to 1536 code for a protein of 511 amino acids. The record is from RefSeq and is a predicted model, not a curated record.